AUGUUUUUCUGGACUUUCAUAGUCCUGAACAAAGGGAAGGCCAUCUUCCGCUUCAGCGCCACGUCCGCCCUCUACAUGUUCAGCCCGUUCCACCCCAUCCGUAAACUGGCCAUCAGGAUCCUGGUCCAUUCUUUGUUCAGCCUGUUCAUCAUGUGCACCAUCCUGACCAACUGCUGCUUCAUGGCCAUGUCGGAACCAGCAAACUGGGCCAAGUACCUGGAGUACACCUUCACAGGUAUCUACACCUUCGAGUCGCUCAUUAAGAUCCUGGCCAGAGGGUUCUGCAUGGGCCCCUUCACCUUCCUGAGGGACCCCUGGAACUGGCUGGACUUCAGCGUCAUCGUCAUGGCAUAUGUGACUGAGUUUGUGGACCUGGGUAAUGUCUCAGCCUUAAGGACGUUCAGGGUGCUGCGAGCGCUCAAAACCAUCUCUGUCAUCCCAGGCCUGAAGACCAUCGUCGGGGCUCUGAUCCAGUCGGUGAAGAAGCUGGCCGACGUGAUGAUCCUCACGGUCUUCUGCCUGAGCGUCUUCGCCCUCAUCGGCCUGCAGCUGUUCAUGGGGAACCUGCGUCAGAAAUGCGUCCGCAGCACAGAGCACUGCUUCAACGGCAGCCUGCCGGCCAACGCCUCCUUCUUCUGCAAUAACAAGACCUGGGCCUCCUUAAAGGACUUCAUCGAGGACGAAG
Messenger RNA from Cyprinodon variegatus (sheepshead minnow), 685 nucleotides. Its product is annotated as sodium channel protein type 3 subunit alpha-like. Gene Ontology annotation, cellular component: voltage-gated sodium channel complex; axon; plasma membrane. Gene Ontology annotation, biological process: membrane depolarization during action potential; sodium ion transmembrane transport; neuronal action potential. Lineage: Eukaryota; Metazoa; Chordata; Actinopteri; Cyprinodontiformes; Cyprinodontidae. Gene Ontology annotation, molecular function: voltage-gated sodium channel activity. The transcript is spliced from 6 exons. The record is from RefSeq and is a predicted model, not a curated record. The annotation marks the transcript as partial.